Messenger RNA from Acanthochromis polyacanthus (spiny chromis), 1255 nucleotides. It is a transcript of the gene samsn1b, whose product is annotated as SAM domain, SH3 domain and nuclear localisation signals 1b. The transcript is spliced from 8 exons. The record is from RefSeq and is a predicted model, not a curated record. Gene Ontology annotation, molecular function: protein binding. NCBI's taxonomy places the organism in Eukaryota, Metazoa, Chordata, Actinopteri, Pomacentridae. The coding region runs from base 15 to 1031 and encodes 338 amino acids.
GGUCUCCCCCACAAAUGAUCCGCUCCAUCACAGACCUGCACCUCUCACAGAACCGACUGGCCAGAUGUGGGAGACUUGACGCCCUCAGACAGCACUCGUCUUUAUUAAAACCGCAGGAUAACGGAAGCUGUCCGCAAAAGCAGGAGCAGAAAAUUGAGCCGACCGUAGUGUGGCUGAAGAGGAGGGAGAUGGAGACCUCAUUACAGAGCGGACAGACGCAUGUCAAGGCCUCACCAGAGACGGCGCUGACAGCCCUCAUCAAAAGAGACCUACAGAAAGAUGAAGCAGAGAAGAGAGAAACUGACCAUGGAAGACCAUUGACUAAAGGACGCAGUAACUCUCUGGAAAGUCUCUACAGUCACAACAGUGGACAAAGCUCCUCAAGUGGAGUCACCAGUGGGUCAGACUGCUCCAGUAACAGAGACAGUCUGAGGCUGGACGAUGAUCUAUUGUACACCAGACAGUUCUGCAGCAGAGCAAGAGUCCAUACAGACUACGUGCCAAGUCCGUAUGACACUGAAUCCCUCAAACUUAAGGUGGGAGAUGUCAUUGACAUCAUCGCCAAGCCCCCCAUGGGAAUAUGGACAGGCAUGCUGAAUGGAAGAAUGGGAAAUUUCAAGUUCAUUUACGUGGAUGUGCUAACAGAGGAGAGCUCCAAGACACACCAGGAAACACAAAUCCAUGAAGCGAGCCAUAAAUCAACUGUCCAUGAAGUGUUAAAGCGACUCAGUUUAGAGGAGUACUCCUCGUCUCUGCAGCUGAACGGUUACCAAACAGUAGACGACCUGAUGAGGCUGAGGGAGCAUCACCUGAUGGAGCUGAAUGUGACUGAUCCGGAGCACAGGCAGCGCCUGCUGGCCGCCGUCGACUCCCUGCAGCAACUGGGCUCUGUCAGUCAGUUGGAGAACGAGGCCAAGACUUCCAGUGAGAGCAGGAAGGCAGAUAUGAGCAACUGCCCAAGAGACUCCGGCUGCGACAUGCCACCCGACAGCCCCGGCAGCAACACGACGGAGGCAGACCUUCAUUUAUAAGAACAAUCCAAUCAUUCUAAUGCUGGUUUUAUUCCUGCUGCUGCUGUUGAUGUGACUUAUGAAUCAAAGCUUGUUUUUUUAUUUAUCUGCUGCGACAGUCUAACUUCUGACGGGGUUCAAUAAAACACCCACUCUGAGCUUUUACCACUUCAGCUCCACUGCUGGAUGGGUGUCUGUUAGCUGUAAAAGUUUGUUUCUUGAAAUAAAAUAUUUUAUGAAUCGGU